Messenger RNA from Sphaerulina musiva SO2202, 3302 nucleotides. RefSeq names its product WD40 repeat-like protein. The coding region runs from base 282 to 3041 and encodes 919 amino acids. Gene Ontology annotation, molecular function: protein binding. The transcript is spliced from 2 exons. The record is from RefSeq and is a predicted model, not a curated record. Lineage: Eukaryota; Fungi; Ascomycota; Dothideomycetes; Mycosphaerellales; Mycosphaerellaceae.
GUACUUGUACCCGACCUCACCUUACAUCUUUUAUUGGACACAUCGCGCAUUCUAUCUCACACAAAGUAUCUUUCUUGCGCGAAUACAGCCAUUUCGAUCACCCUCACUUCUGAUGACUGUACUGCGAUGAGCUAGCACCGCACCGUAAAGCAACAUUCCGUCACUCCUCCGCCAUACACGCCCUUCACGCCAACGACCUUCCUCUUUUCCGCUCGUCGCCACCUCCAUUUCCAGUUCCACUCCCUUCCGACUCCGACUCCGACUCCGAUCGUCAAUGCGCAAUGAAUCACACGACCUCUUAUAGCAUGAGCCGCUCGCCCAUCCAGCUCGAUGAGGGCUUCUCCGAGGAGACACACAGUCAGCCCGGCAGCGACUCCAUGGAAGAUGCUAGCAGUCUGUUUCCCAUCGGCAGCGAUGCGCAUCUCGAACACACCAAGGAUCUGGCCUCGACUUUGACACCGAACCAACAAUCAGAACUUUUCGAGUUUCUUACGAGCAGACUCAGUACGGCCGCCCUGCUGGUGUUACACAAGCAACUUGCAGCACACAUCUACUUUGACCCUGUCGCAUACCUUCCAAAUGAGCUGGUUCUCAACGUCUUUUCGCACCUGUCGCCACUGGAUGUGCUCACCGCGUCCACAGUUUCACGGCCAUGGCGACAACUUGCGCGGGAUGAGCGGUUGUGGCGCCACAACUUCUAUCGGGAGGGGUGGGCGCUCGAGCAAUCGAAGCUCCAUGAGCAGGAGCAGAAGGCAAAGCAAAAGGGUAUGCAGGCUGCCGAGCGCAUGAUGCGCUGUGGUCGGCCAGGGCAGGGCUUGGAGCGUCGAAGCAGUCGAAAACGGGCACGGAUCGAGGCAUUCAGUGAGGAUGAAAAUGGGCCAGCACCGGCGACCGAUCCUACAGAACUGGCAUGCGACGACUCCAUAAGCAACAUGGAAGGGGUGGAGGCUACAGCUCUGCUCAACACAACCGAAUCGCAGGGCUCUGCUGUCACGGAAUCUACCUCUGUCUACACUGCAGUCGAACCUGGGGAUUCUACAUCGGAAACUGUUUGGGAUUCCACUCCAGCACACUCAGCACUUGAUCUGGCUCCGCGUGUUUUCGUCAAUUCAAAUGCUUCAAGGAACAACGACGCACCGGAUCCGAAGAUCAGCUGGCCAUGGCUAUACAAGCAACGCCGGAGGUUGGAAAGCAAUUGGGACACAGGCAGGUAUGUCGCGUUCCGCUUGCCGCAUCCAGAUCAUGAAAAUGAAGGUCAUAGGGAGUGCGUAUACACCAUCCAGCAUUCUGGUAACCAUCUGGUAUCAGGCUCUCGUGACAAGACGAUUCGAUGCUGGGACUUGAACACACGGCGAUUACGCAUACCGGAACUCAAAGGCCACGAGGCUAGUGUGCUGUGUUUGCAGUUCGAUGAGCGGCCCGGAGAUAAGCACGACAUUAUUGUCAGUGGAGGCAGCGACAAUUACGUGAUCGUGUGGCGCUUCUCAACAGGAGAGAUGCUGCACAAAAUAACAGCACCUCAUACUGAGAGCGUCCUCAACCUCCGCUUCGAUGACCGAUAUCUCAUAACUUGCUCUAAGGAUAAGACCAUCAAGAUCUGGAAUCGGCACGAGAUUAGCAAGAAUGAUCCGAUUAUGCCUGCGCGAGUGAUCCCUGAAUUUGCAGACGGUCCCGAUUUGCUCUCGCCCUUCACUCUUCUGGACACAUUAUAUGGUCAUAAGGCUGCUGUCAAUGCAGUUCAGAUCAGCGACAACAUCAUUGUGUCAGCCUCGGGUGACCGAACCAUCAGGUCGUGGGACAUCCAGUCAACUAAGGAGGGGCCUAGUCACCGCAAACAGUAUACUGGUCACACUAAAGGUAUUGCAUGUGUACAAUUCGACGGGCGCCGCAUUGUCAGUGGAUCCUCUGACAACUCGGUGCGCAUAUUCGACUACGAUACAACUGCCGAGGUUGCGUGCUUGGAUGGGCACAGCAAUCUUGUGCGUACGCUUCAGGCUAGAUUUGGCGACAUGGACACGGUGACGGACGAGGAGCUUGCUGAUGAGGCGAAAGAGGCGGACCGUAAAUUCUUGAGGACCCUGGAUGAGGGUGUCGAAUCAUCGCAUACACGGCGACCCCGCAAUGCUGGCACGGCGAGCUAUGGCACUAAGAUACCUCCGGGCGGUGGGGGGAGCAGAUGGUCCAAGAUCGUUACGGGGUCUUACGACGAGACGAUUAUUGUCUGGAAGCGCGAUCCGAACAAGGCCGGCAAGUGGACGCCUAACGUGCGUCUAAACCAAGGGUCCUUAUCCUUUAGACACGGUACUCCCCAGGGAGUGAGAGGCAACAUCGGAAAUGCAGCGAGUGGCCCUGCAGUCAAUGUCGCCAAUCCUGCGUCACAAGUUGCGCAAGGUGCUCCAGCGGCCAAUGCGACACAGCAGGCUCAAAUGGUCCUGCAGCAGGCGCACAAUGGUCUUGCUCUGGCCAAUGCUGCGUUGAAUCAGCACUCGCUGAAUCAUCAGCAGCCGCCACCACAUGCUCAGCUACAUGCUAUGGCGACUGCUCAGGCCAACCUAACUCAGCACAUGCAGACCUUAGCGGAUGAGCAACAGCGUCAGAACGCCCCUGGUGAUGGCACCCAUGCCGCACAAUCCGGCGCUCCUGGUCAGCCAGUUGUGCCUGCUGCUGCUGGACUAGUUCAAGCACACCCUCACAAUAACAUACACGCACUAGCUACACCUACUGGACAGCCCGCUGCUCAGCAAGCGGCAGCGGCAACGGUUCCAGUAGCGCAUGGCGCAGGUGCCGCACACCCUCCAGUGCCGGGACCGCAGCCAGCACAAGUACCCGCCGGUGGUCCAGCGCAGCCUCACCAUCACCAUGGUCAUCAUCAUCAUCACCAUGGUCGUGCUCGAUCGGAGUCAAACCGUGUCUUCAAGCUGCAAUUCGAUGCUCGCCGGAUCAUUGCUUGUAGUCAAAACAAGUUCAUCGUGGGCUGGGACUUCGCCAACGGCGAUAAGGAUCUUGAAUGUAUUGGUGAUUGGAGUCGGGAGACUAAUUGAGCGGACGAAGAUCAGCAACUAGACAAUCCGAUCGUGAACCAAGAGUACAUAGGAAGGGAUACUCCCGUUUCUUUGUGAUGAAGAAAGUCCGCAAACCCUGGAAGGCGCAGGGGCGACCUUGGAUUGAGGUGGAAGACAACAGGAAGAAGCAGACAGGUUUUCACGAGGAAUGAUUGAAAUGAUCACACAUGGAAAGCGGUCGAACAGAGUAACAGGAUAAUAGUACUUUAUGUUACCUACCAAUUAAUUUGCGUUGAUUGA